UAUUUUUACUCGCUCAGAGGCGAGCAUGACUUACACACAUACAUCAAGGCUUUAUUUUGUGCUUUUGCUUCUUGUUCUGUCGUCCGAAAGAUGCUGGUCAGCAGCUAAUCUGAGUGUAGAGUGUCUGAUCAUCAACCUUGAGUAUGUGGAGUGCACAUGGCCAGAGACAUCAAGGAUGAAUUACACCUUCAGCAUUGCAUUUAAAGAUGAUGCUUUAUAUGAAGACUGUACAGAAUACAUGCUGGUAAACAAUUACACUGUAGGCUGCAGAAUUCCUCUAAAGAAUCAUGAAGAGAAAUUUGAUAAAGUUUAUACAAAAAUUUCUACUGGAGGAAACCAAUCUGUUUCACAAGCUUUUGAAUCCCUCAGUAAAUAUGUGCGGUUAAACCCUCCUUAUAACCUGUCAGUGGUGUGGUUUGAACAAAACAGCACACUCGUUCUGCAGUGGAAGAAGAGCACUAACAUUGGGAACAAGUGUAUGGUUUAUAUGGUGGAUCAGCAGACAGACACAAACCAGUACUUUAAUGUGACAGAAUCAUCAUGCAGUCUGCCGCUUGUGUCACAGAAUAAACAAUAUGCUUUCCGAGUCCGGAGCACUCUUUCUGAUAACUGUAGGCCUUCAGACCUCUGGAGUAACUGGAGCACUUGGGUGAAGUGGGGCAAUGGAGGAACAAAGACAAAUAAGAACAUCAGCAGAUCAGGCUGGUGGCAAGGGCUGUUUGCUAUUUUGCCAGUCACUUUGCUAUUCCUGCUGGUUUGGUUAUUGUUCUAUUGUGAGAGGGUAAAGAUUAUCUUACUUCCAAUUGUGCCUGACCCUAGCAAGAACUUACAAGAUUUAUUUCAUAAACAUGAUGGAAAUGUUGAGAGCUGGAUUCACAUCUCCAAAGAGCUUAAGGAAGCCUUUGAGCCAGACUACACAGAGCCUGCCUGUGAUGUAUGUGAGGUUUCACCCUCUUGUGAUGUCAGUGCCACACCUGAGGCCACUCCCACAUCCCAAGCUGACACCUGUGAUAAGACAAACACCGAAGAACAGCCUAAAGUACAGCCUGAAAAACAGCUUAGCUCAUUGGCCACAAUGGCCAGUGUGUGAUUUGUGAUCAUUUCACCUGUUUGUACUCCCAUUUUUACUUUGUAGGCUAUGUUCACAUGCUAAAUCAUCUGGGGCUGGUUGCAUAAAUCUGUUUUAGACUAGUUUUACAAGUUAGUCGUCUAAUUUUUUUCCCUUUAAGAUGGGUGUUAGUUGCAUAAAACCUUUGAUCGGUCUAAAUUAAGCCAAAAACUUAAGACUAAUGACACCCUGAUUAACUUUUUGUUAUGAUCAAUGUUGUCAUGGAAACCAGUCAACUGAUCUAGAUUCAAAAAGUGACCUGACUUUAUAUUGUGCUGUAGCAAAUUAUUUAUAUAAAUGGGCAAUAAGAACAGAAAAAGUUUUCAGAGACCAAUAAUAUUCACUGUAAGACCUUGAAAAGAAAUGCUGGAGAGACUUUCUUCUUUGACUCGUCUUUUGUGAACAUCUUUGACGGUUUGUGAAACUUACUGAUUUACACCAGUUAUUGUAGUCCAUGCCUUGUUUUUAUUAUAAUUUGCAUCACUAAAUGUGUUUAUUUGACCUGAAUUGACAGCAUUGUAUUCCUCUAAUAUGCAAAUAUUUUCUGUAAAGGAAAACUGGGUAGAGCGCCUACUCGCUGCCAUUUUGUUUUAGGUUGUUCAGUUACUUUUUCCACAAAGCUGUGUAAUUUAGACUGUCUUACUAAAGACAACCAUGAGCUUAUACAACAGUCUUUCUUCACUGACUUUGGUUAAGGCUGGAAUACACUACACAACUUAACACGACUGAACAGAUUUAAAAAAAACUAUAGACAUCACACACUUGCAGAAGUUUGCCGAGAAAAACAGGGCAUCACAAACUACGCUAUAAAAUCUGCAGACUAGCGCAUACUUUCUGCAACAAGUCCUGACUGAAAAUCUGAGCAAAAGUCUUGUAGUGUAUUUCAGCCUUAAGUCACUAUGAAACGGAAGUUGCGAAUGACUUCUUUUCCGUAUUGUGACUUAUGUCAGAGUGAAACGGCUUCUGCAAUUAGAAAAAAUGUAAGGCGGGGGUUUAUUUUGCCUUUCCCUUUUUGAUUGGUUUGUUGUAAAUUGGGCCUGGAGGGGAGGGCUAAAAAUGCCUGGCCAUUGGACAGUCAGUAUAGUUCUAUACCUCUUUUUUGUUGCUUACAUCAUGUAGUGAAGAGUUGUUGUUGAGAGGGGGAGAGGAGCUUAAUGUUUUUGAUUAAAGAUUGCAAGUGUAAAUUAAUUUAAAAAAAGGAAUGGUGUGCACGGAUAAAACAUUUAUAAUAAUCACUGCAACACUGUGUAAAACUUAGAAUUUUCUUGUUUGAUUUCAUGGUGACUUUAAGUCACACUAGUUCUUAGACACUGUCUUAAAGUCCCAGUGAAAAUUAAAAAUUACAUUCCUGUUUUUUCAUGAAAUAUUUCACCGUGUAUUGUAAAUAUCUUAGUGUGGGUCAUUCUCUUUUUAAAAUUAAUGUGCCCUCAUAAUCUUCAGUUUAAAUCUGAAAAUGCACUUCCGCCCUCUAGUGACUAUCCAAUCUCAAAUGAUGUGAGUUAGACGACUUGGACUGAGCAUCUGUUGACUCCUCCCCUUCAACUGUCAGUCUGCUGCCAGUUCCAUUUCAAAAUGCAACGACUGUAUUUAUACAUCCAAUCAAAUCUCAGUGAAAAAAACAAGCCACAUCCACUAUUUUGUCCCAUUCAACAUUCAGUUUUAUUAGAAAAUGCGUCAAAUUACGAUGCAACUUCCGGUUCACGGGGACUUUAAAAUCAUGGCUAUGUUUAUGCAACCGGCCCAUCGUGUUAUUUUCUUUUACAUUUAUUUUGUUAGAAUCUUAUUUUACAAAGUAUUUAUUAGAGAACACUGUAAAAAAGACAGAAAAAAGUAACCUUUUUUUCAAGUAAAUGAUAUGUUUUAUUUUACACCCAACUUGUAAAUAUGCGGUUAUUUGUGUAAUUUAACAUUUUUACAGCUGUCCAAAAAUAUGUGAAAAUUCUGUGAAAUAAAACAGUAAAAUUCUGUUAAAAUACAGUUUUUUACAAUGUAGAAAGAUCAAUUACAUGUCUUUUUUAUUUUUUUGAUCAAAAGCAUGUUGAUGUAUGAUAAAUAAAGGGAUUAACAAAGACAUUGAUAUUGAGCAAAUGCGAAAUAUCUUGUCAUGUCAUAAGAUUCUUAGACAGUACAUUCAACAUUUUUGUUAUAUGCUAUUUGGUAUAUGCAUAUUAAUUUAUGUAACUUUCAUGUUAGUUUGCCAACUUAUUUUCAAUGGAUUAACUUUUCAAACUUUUAACAUCCUAUAUUUUUCUUCCAUCACAAGCUAAUUUUUUAUUCUCUGCUUCACUGUCAUUGUGACAUCAUAGUUGUAAAGAUUAUGUUACUCUGUUGCGCUGUUACUAAUUUCUUAGCACGACUACAGCAGGCAGCAUCUUAGACACUGAACAGCAGACAAUAAUGGUUUGAUCUCUGUGGCUUUCUGCAAACAUGUUUGUUUACAUUAAACAUGGAGGUAAGAUUCAUUCAUGUCUUUCUGUGUUGUCAUACACCUGUAAGAUUUUGAUCUCAAUAAAACAAAGACAGUCUGUA
Molecule: messenger RNA, 3637 nt
Organism: Triplophysa rosa
Lineage: Eukaryota; Metazoa; Chordata; Actinopteri; Cypriniformes; Nemacheilidae
Gene: il2rgb
Product: interleukin 2 receptor, gamma b
Exons: 8
Coding region: 26-1090 (354 amino acids)
Biological process (GO): cytokine-mediated signaling pathway
Cellular component (GO): external side of plasma membrane; membrane
Molecular function (GO): cytokine receptor activity; protein binding
Source: RefSeq, a predicted model, not a curated record